AUGCGAAAGUAUAAAAAUAUAACUGAGAUCUCUCUCACUCUCUCUCUCUCUCUCUCUCUCUCUCUCUAUUUAUCUAUCUCUGAUCCUUAUCUAUCUACAAUGUCUGAUCAUUAUCUAUCUAUCUAUCUAUCUAUCUAUCUGUUGAGAUUAGAGAGAUCAGUCCAUUCUGAUGAGAAGGUGGGUGCGCCCCAACACUAUCUAUCUCUGAUCCCUAUCUAUCUAUCUAUCUAUCUAUCUAUCUAUCUAUCUCUGUUAUACCGAAGAAAACCUCUCUCUCUAUCUAUCUAUCUAUCUAUCUAUCUAUAUAUAUACUUAUUUUCCUCUUCUAUAGUUCUUUCUUUCAUUUCUUUCUUUCUUUCUUUCUAUCCGUUAGCUUUUUGCUUUUUUCUUUCAUCUUUCUUUUUUCUUUCUUUCUUUCUUUCUUUCUUUCUUUCUUUCUUUCUUUCUUUCUUUCUUUCAGUCAGCUCUUCUUUCGUUUUUAUUCUUUCUUUCUUUCCGUUAGCUAUUCUUUCUUUCUUUCUUUCUUUCUUUCUUUCUUUCUUUCUUUCUUUCUUUCUUUCUGUUAGCUCUUCUUUCUUUCUUUCUUUCUUUUUCUCACUGUUGCCAAGUGAAUCCUAUCUUUUCUAUCUGUUUCUAUCUUUUUUUUUCUUUUUUGCUGUUUUUCUUAUUCAAUGGGACUUUCUUUUCUUAUUUCAGUUCAUUUAUUGUUUCUCUUUUUUGUCACUGAUUUUUAUUAACACGUUUUCUUCUUUCUUUCGUUCUUUCGUUUUUCAUAACUUUUAUUCAUUUUUCUUUCGUUUAUUAUUUUUACUUUCUUUCCUUUGUAUUCCUUUCAUUCAUUUUUCUUUGUUUCUUUUUGUUUGUUUGUUUCUUUUAUCUUUCUUUGGUUUAUUUUCUUCUUUUUUAUGUCUCGAUUCGCAAUUCUUUGUUUCUUUCUUUGUAUUUCCUCUUCUAUUCUUCAUUCAUUCUUUCUUUCUCUGUUUCUUUGUAGUUCCACUUGUAUUGUUCUUUCUUUUCCUUAGGACUUUCUUUCAUUCUUUCUUUCUAUGUAGUACCUCUUCUAUUUUUCUUUUUUACUUUCUUUCUUUCUUUGUACUUCCUCUUCUACUGUUAUUUCUUUCUUUCUUUUUACUUCCACUUUUAUUGUUCUUUCUUUCUAUUAGGUCUUUCUUUCUUUCCUUUUUUGUAGUACCUCUUCUCUUUUUCUUUCUUUCUUUCUUUCUUUCUUUCUUUGUAGUUCGUCUAGUAUUGUUCUUUCUUUCUUUUCAUUAUGUCUUCUUUCUUUCUUUCUUUCUUUCUUUCUUUCUUUGUAGUUCGUCUGGUAUUGUUCUUUCUUUCUUUUCAUUAUGUCUUCUUUCUUUCUUUCUUUCUUUCUUUCUUUCUUUCUUUGUAGUUCGUCUGGUAUUGUUCUUUCUUUCUUUUCAUUAUGUCUUCUUCCUUUCUUUCUUUCUAGUUCCUCUUCUAUUGUUCGUUCUUUCAUUCUUUCUUUUUCCUCUUCUGUUCAUAAUUUUUCUUUCGUUCUUUCUUCCAUCCUUUCUUUCUUUGCAGUUCCUCUUCUAUUGUUCUCUCUUUCUUCUUUUCUUUCUUUGUAUUUCCUCUUGUAUUGUUCUUUCUUUCUUUUUUUCUUUCUUUUUUCUUUCUUUCUUUCUUUGUAUUUCCUUUUUUAUUUUUCUUUCUUUCCAUUUAUUUCCCUAUUGUUUCUUUUUUUCUUUCAUUCAUAAAUUUUAUUCUUUAUUUCAUCUUUUUCUAUUAUUCUUAAUUUCUUUCUUUCUCUUUUUCAUAUGUACUUUCUUUUUUUUUCUCUCUUCCCAUUUUAAUCCUUUGUAUUUUUUCGUUUCUUCUUCUUUUUAUAUUCUUCUUCUUAAUACUUUUUCGUUUGUUUGCUUUUUCCUUUUACUCUUUCUUUCUUUCUUUCUUUCUUUCUUUCUUUCUUUCUUUCUUUCUUUCUUUCUUUCUUUCUUCCCUUUUAUUCUAUUGUUUGUUCCCUUUCAUAUUAUUUCUUCUUCUUCUUCUUCUUCUACUUCUUCUUCUUCUUCUUCUUCUUCUUCUUCUUCUUCGUAUUAUUAUUAUUAUUAUUAUUAUUAUUCCAUUUAA
Molecule: messenger RNA, 2094 nt
Organism: Acanthosepion pharaonis
Lineage: Eukaryota; Metazoa; Mollusca; Cephalopoda; Sepiida; Sepiidae
Source: the annotation of a GenBank genome assembly